Molecule: messenger RNA, 1738 nt
Organism: Syngnathoides biaculeatus (alligator pipefish)
Lineage: Eukaryota; Metazoa; Chordata; Actinopteri; Syngnathiformes; Syngnathidae
Product: leucine rich adaptor protein 1-like
Exons: 2
Coding region: 1-717 (238 amino acids)
Biological process (GO): positive regulation of canonical NF-kappaB signal transduction
Source: RefSeq, a predicted model, not a curated record
AUGAAGAAGUCACACUCGAGAGACAUUAUCACUUUUAAACGCAAAAUAUUCCCACAAAAAAAAAAAAAAAAAGAAGAAGAAGUAAGUUUUGAACAUUUUCGAGCGCGUCGACUCGCCAUGGACGAAGGUGGCCCCUCCUGCGCGUUACCCGAAUUGAAGGAGCUGGAGAGCAAGCUGGGUCGCAAAAUCCCCGAAAGUCUCGCUCGCUCCCUGGCGGGGGGCAAACACGACAAGGCGGCACGCCCGGCGGUGACGCCGCGUCCGGGACGCGAGUCCGCCGACUUUGACCGGCUGGAGGGCAAAAUGCUUUUCCUCAAACAAGAAAUGGCCAACCUGCGCGCCAUCGACGUGCAACUGAUGCAGCAGCUCAUCGCCAUCAACGAGGGCAUCGAGUCCAUCCGCUGGGCGAUCGACGACCGAGGCGACGCGGCCAGCCGGGACGGCAGCCUGACGGGCAGCCUGUACAGCCUGUCGGACAGCCGCGACGGCGGCUCGCCGCCGGGCAGCCUCGGGAGCCUGAACGAUGGCGACAGCGACGAGCUGGACACGCUGUCCGUGGGCAGCUACCUGGACACCCUUGCCGAGGACCUCCUGGAAGACCCUUCGCCCACCGACCUGGACUACUUUGUGGAGCAAUCAGUCAUAGACGGGGACACUUUUGUGAAAUCCCCAGUGAAAGUGAGGGUCGACUCGGAUGAGUACUACUGCUUUGGAUAAUAAUGAUCCAUCUUUUUACACCUGUGUGGUUUUUAAUGAACGCCACUGACUCACUUGUUUUUGUUUUACUUUGAAACUCGCCACACCUCACACAAACCACUUGCAACCACGCCCUUACUUACCGACUCACGCUUUGUCAACUUUUUGCAGCUUUCUCUUGCGGUUUUUGUUGGGUGCAAACGUCAUAUUUAUUUGCUACCACGUUAUUUAUUUUUGCUGUUGUUGUUGUGACCGGUUUGUACACUAGGGUGAUACCUUCAGAGAUGCGACUAAGGAUCCUUGCCGGUUACAGUUUUGGAUCAUAACUAGAUCCUUUUAGGCAUAGAAACGGUACCUUUUGAAUUUUUCCGUGUACAGUAUUGGGAAAAGCAAAAUAUUGUUUCCCCUUAAGGUACCUUUAUUUGUUGGGUCCUUCAAAUGUUCUUUUGUAGCAUGGACCCUUGAUUUUUAGCGCCUGGGAACAUACCUCAUCCAUGUAAGAGAGUCUACCAUUUUGAUCUGGUAAAAAAAAAAAAAAAAAAAACGUUCUGACUAAAAGAUUUUCUGACACGUACUCAUGGAAAAAGUACAGCGCUGUAAUUUUAACUGGUAUGAUUGCUCGACACCGGUACCGUCAAAAGUUAGGACUUAGAGACCCCAAGACUGUUGACUUUUGCCGGCCGUGUUCUUUCAAAGUUCCAAACUGUACCUUUUCCAGACCAAUCUGUCGUCUUCGGCAGGCGAGAUUGGACCAGAUUUUCUGACAUGCUAAUACAAUGUACUUUUUAAGCGGUAUGUGAUUGAUUUUUAGAGUAUGGGAACUUGUAUCAGGCCAUUCGGUCCGAAGAUGUUUAAAUUUUACCAGGUUUUUCUGAUGAACCCUUGAUAAAAAAAAAAAAAAAAAAACAGUUUUAUCCUUGCAUUAUUUAAGCCGGACUUUUUUACCUUGCCGCUUUUGUACCCGCAACACUUUUCAUACUUGGGAACACGCCUGUGUACUUUUAGCCCCGGAAAAAGGUACAAGCCACGACUUGGGAGUGCA